AAAAAAAAAAAAAAAAAAAGGGAAAAGACAAAGACAAACCUCAGACACACACACACCUCGGGAGGCAGAUCUGAGCCGAGCACUGCGUAAAGACGAGCUCCAACGAAUGGACUUACAUUCCUCUAAAAACAUGAAGAGACCAGGAGCCUUCAAAUGCAGCAUAAAGCUGUUCGUGCUGUGCCACGGCUUCCUGCAGUUCUCCCAGCUGCUGUACACCACUUACUUCAAGAGCAUCAUCACCACAAUCGAGCGACGCUAUGGCCUCAGCAGCUACUCCUCAGGAACCAUUUCCUCUCUCAACGAGGUCAGUAACAGCCUGCUGAUAGUGUUCGUGAGCUACUUUGGAAAUCGGGUUCAUCGCCCUCGCAUCAUUGGAAUGGGUGGACUACUGAUGGCUGUCAGUGCCACGAUCCUGACCUUACCUCACUUCAUAUCCCAGCGCUAUGAAUACUCCGAUUUGCACAAUCGCCAUGACAUUUGCAACCUCACGGCCAAUCACGGGAACACGAGCGAAACGGACUGCGGCCGAGACGACACCAGGCGUCUGACGGACACUAACAACCUGUGGGUGCUCAUGGCCAUCGCUCAGCUGCUCUUCGGUGUGGGCUCGGUGCCCAUCCAGCCGUUUGGGAUUUCCUACAUUGAUGAUUUUGCUGGACCUGGGAACUCCCCUCUUUAUAUAGCCAUCCUGUUUGCUGUAUCUGUAUUCGGGCCUGCUGUUGGCUACCUGCUGGGAGCCGUCGUGCUGCGAAUCUAUGUGGACGUGGACAAAAUUGGUUUAGGAGGUGAACUGGAGCUGAGACAAGGUGAUCCUCGCUGGGUCGGCGCUUGGUGGAUAGGCCUGCUCAUCACCACCGGCUGCCUCGUCCUCACCUCCAUCCCUUACUUCUUCUUCCCUCGCAAAAUGUCCUCAGAAGAUAAUGUAAUUGUAAGUGAGAAUGACAUGGAGGACGACUUCAAGAAGCCAGAUGUCUCUUUACUUGACUUCCUGAAAAUGUUUCCCAGGAUGUUUGUCCACCUCCUGCUGAGCCCUCUCUUCCUGAUGCUGGUCCUGGCCCAGUGCUGCUUCUCCUCAGUGAUCGCAGGUCUUACCACGUUCAUGAACAAGUUUCUGGAGCGACAGUACAGCGCUUCUCCCGCCUACAGCAGCCUGCUAGUGGGUGCUGUGAAUCUACCGGCAGUAGCGGUGGGGAUGCUGAUCGGUGGAAUCAUCAUGAAAAAGGCAGGCCUGUCUCUGAAGACCAUCCCACGCUUCUCUGUGGUCAUGCUGACCAUCUCCACCCUCCUCUGUGUCCCCCUCUUCUUCAUGGGCUGCCCCACACAGAAAGUCUCCGAGGUCAACCAUUACCAGAUCGUAGAGUAUGGGUCUAUACCAUUGUGCUACUCCAACUGCUCCUGCUCUGCCAAUGCCUUCAACCCCGUCUGUGGCUCAGACGGUGUCGAGUAUAUUUCUCCUUGCCAUGCGGGCUGCACCAACUUCACCAAAGACCCCAACAACAUGCACAGAUUUCAGUUAUAUACCAACUGUAAGUGCAUAUCAGGGAGCCAGAGUCAUGCCACUCCAGGUUCCUGUCCAAACAGCUGCCCACAUUUUCUUCUCCCCGUCAUACUUGUCAUCUCUCUGGCGUCACUGAUCGCCUGCCUCACUCACAACCCCAUGUACAUGAUGGUGCUCAGAUCUGUUCCCUCUGAAGAGAAGUCAUUCGCUAUAGGAAUUCAAUUUUUAAUGAUGAGAUUAUUAGCCUGGCUACCCGCCCCCGCUCUCUUCGGGAAAGCCAUCGAUACGUCAUGCAUCUGGUGGAGGCUGGUGUGCGGGAGGAAGUUUAGCUGUGGUUACUAUGACAACAACAUCUUGAGGAACAGGUACUUGGGCUUACAGGUUGGUUAUAAGAUCAUGGGCAUCGUCCUACUGAUGAUGCUGGGGUGGAAGGUGAAGCGGACCCAGGAGUACAGCCUGGAGAAGAGGCCUGAAGGGCUGCUGUGAUCCUGCUGAGUUGAUCCAGAGCAUCUGUUUCCUAAAGCUCUGCUGUGGCGUUAAACAUUUUUGAAGAACAGUGUGCUGAGCGAAGCUGCGUCAGUUGGAGAGAGCCACAGGCAGGACAAGGCCUACACUGACCUCAAUUUCUGUAGGCACACCAUCCCCUACCUGGUGCUUCACUGGCUGGAGUUAUAAAUUUUCCAAAAGGGAAAAUUUCUGAUGUUUCUGAAUACUUAAAAGCUUUUGUUUGGAAUUACUCUGACAAUAUGAUCCACUCGUGAUAAAUUAAGAGAAGACGCCUCUCUUGUGUGGUACUUCAUAACACGUUCCAUGCAGCUGAGACAGUGACGAGAGUUUCAAACAACAGAUUAAAUAUCUUUGUGUUUUACUUGCUCCUAUUAGGUAGGAAUCCUAUUCAGGUUUCUAUUUCCACUGGGAACAUAUUCUGUAACUAAUUAACUGUAUUAGCUUAAUAUUUAAGUUUAUUUUUUUAUAGAUAUUCGUCUCGUACACAGAGACAUCUGUGAUAACUGCAGUACUCAUUUCAUAUACGAUCACAUAUAACACUUGAUUUAAUUGCAAUGCUAAUGAAUUUUCAGAUAUCAAGUACAUAAAUUCAAUUAACCACACAUGGCAUGCUGGCAUUUCAUUACAGUGGAGUGCAUAAAUGUGUAAGCAUUAAUAACUAAUAAAAAAAAAUACAACAUUUCAA
Messenger RNA from Larimichthys crocea (large yellow croaker), 2690 nucleotides. RefSeq names its product solute carrier organic anion transporter family, member 2A1 (gene slco2a1). Gene Ontology annotation, biological process: sodium-independent organic anion transport; prostaglandin transport; transmembrane transport. The record is from RefSeq and is a predicted model, not a curated record. The coding region runs from base 107 to 1984 and encodes 625 amino acids. The transcript is spliced from 14 exons. Gene Ontology annotation, molecular function: prostaglandin transmembrane transporter activity; protein binding. NCBI's taxonomy places the organism in Eukaryota, Metazoa, Chordata, Actinopteri, Sciaenidae. Gene Ontology annotation, cellular component: basolateral plasma membrane.